AUGCGCGUGGUGGCCAUCACGACUGCCAUGGGCUCUUUAGCGCUAUGUAUGGUCGCAUUGCGCUUAUGGGUCAGGCUUUUCCUUAUUCGUAGCCCUGGUCUUGACGAUGUCGCUAUUGUGGCUGCGCUGAUCUGUGCCAUUGUAUUAUAUGCAUUCAUCAUCCUCGAGCACCAGUCGGGGCUUGGAGUUCCAACACAAGACCUUCCGAACCAUGUAGCCUCACAACAGAUGCACUGGCUAUGGUUCUCUGUACCAUUCUAUAACCUGUCUCUGAUUCUUACCAAACUAUCCGGCGUGUUCUUCUUCCUCCGAAUAUUUCCCCCAGCGCUCAUUCAGAAUUUGGGCAUACACCUUCAUGGGAUUACUGGUUAUUUUCGCAUUAUGGGCAGUUCUAAGUGGGUUUCUCUUCUGUGCUCCAACGACAAACUUCUGGACAUGGCUUUUAUCGCCACUGAUAUUGCUCUCAUGAUCACGCCAAUGCCCUUACUCUCGAAACUACAGCUGCAGCGGCGGAAGAAAAUUGCGGUCAUAUUGAUCUUCUGCGUGGGGUUAAUUGUCGUUGUGAUCAGUUCGAUCCGGCUGAACGAAUUGAGCAGGAUGAUUAAUGGCGACGAUGUGUCGGUCAGGAAUGAGUCAGCGACUGUCUGGUCCAGUCUGGAGGUCGACGUAUCCCUAAUCUGCGCCUGCCUCCCCCCGCUCAACCCUCUCUUCUCCCGCAUCUUCGCCUACCUCUUCCGGCCUCGCCCUCUGCAUUCCUCCCCAGCUUCAAACGCCCAAUCCUAUGCCAUGAGUCUCACGAGCGAUCGGAAGCGCUCCAUAUACGACCACCAAAUCGGACCGGAAGCCGGGGUCUUUGCUAAUGAUAUAUUUUUCGCUGGCCCCGCAGGCUACUCCGCUAGCAUUUCCAAGGUUGAUACUAAUCAAUCAGACGCUGAGAAAGAGGACGGUAUUCGCGUUGUCCGGGAGCUGCGUGUUGGUUCGGAUUCCAGGCACAGCCCAGGCUUGGUGCCCAAAGACCCUCACGAUCGGGAUCUUGAGAUGGCUUCUGGAAGCAGCAAGACGGGGCCUGGUAUCGAGUGGGAUCUGGGGGACUUCGAGUUCCAGGAGUAUAAAGAGCGGAUGAACGCUCCUAUGUGA
Messenger RNA from Penicillium chermesinum, 1137 nucleotides. RefSeq lists its product as uncharacterized. NCBI's taxonomy places the organism in Eukaryota, Fungi, Ascomycota, Eurotiomycetes, Eurotiales, Aspergillaceae. The record is from RefSeq and is a predicted model, not a curated record. The coding region runs from base 1 to 1137 and encodes 378 amino acids. The transcript is spliced from 7 exons.